CUUAACCUUUUUUACGUAAAUUAACUCUACUCUAAAAAAUUUUUUGUACUUAACGAUAUCUAAAAUGUCUGACAACGUUGCUAAUAAUUCUAAUGAGUGGAUUAAUUGGAUUGAAGAAUCUAUUGCAAAGAAGCAAAUUAGAUAUUACGACUAUAACCAUUUUAAAAAUAUUCGAGAGAUUGGUUCUGGAGGUUUUGGAAAAGUGUGUCGUGCAAACUGGAAAAAUUCUCAUAAUUAUUUAGCGUUGAAAUCUUUUACUAAUUUUAAUAUCACGGCUAAAGAAAUUGUUAAUGAACUUAAACUUCAACGUGAAGUGGAUUUUCAUGAAAAUAUAAUUCGCUUUCAUGGUAUUACAACAAAAAUCCAAAGUGAUGAUUCAAAAAAAUAUUUGCUAGUGAUGGAAUAUGCCGAUAGUGGUACCCUUCGAAACUAUUUAAGCCAACACUUUGAAAAUCUCUCUUGGAAUGAGAAGUUUACUUUGGCAUUUCAAUUAGCUAAUGCCAUAUUGUGCUUACAUGAUGAAGAUAUAGUGCAUCGUGAUUUGCACUCCAAUAAUAUAUUAGUUCAUAAGAAUACCAUCAAAUUGAUUGAUUUUGGAUUAUCAAAAAGGAUUGAAGAAUCAUCUGAUAUUCAAUCAAAAUUAUUUGGAGUGGUGCCUUAUGUUGAUCCACAAUUUUAUAAUAGAAAAAGAGAUAGCAAUAAUCAAUUACAAAUAUAUAAAUUAAGUAAAAAGAGUGAUAUAUACAGUAUUGGCAUACUCUUAUGGGAAAUCUCUAGUGGACGUCCACCUUUUUGUAAUGAACCAUGCGAUGUUGGUUUAGCUAUGGAAAUAUCACAAGGUCUUAGAGAGAAGCCCAUUCUCAAUACACCUGAAGAUUACAUAAAAAUAUAUACUGAAUGUUGGAAUAAUGAACCAGAUAAUCGUCCAACUAUCGACCAGGUUGUUGCAAGAAUAAAUGCAAUUAUUACUCAAAAAGAAAGUAUCCGAUUACCAAAUGAGCAGCAAAAUAAUGUUGAAAUGCCUAACAAUAUAAUUAGUGAAUCAUUGCAUGGAGAAAUGUCUCAAUUUAUUCAAAAUUUCGAUAAUAUGAAUGCAGAAGAAAUGGAAACGAUGUCAUCAAAGAAUAACUUCGACAUAAUUGUUAAUGAAAUAAUUAUCAUUUUUGACAAUAUAGAAAUGAAAAUGAGAAAACGUAAAAUUUUAAAUUAUGCUAAUGAUCAUAAUAUAAUUUUACAAGAAAUUUAUGAUUGGUUAUUAAAUAAUCAGGAUAAUACUAAUUCUGUUCUUUUACUUGGAGUAUUUAAUCAUUUUGGAAUAGAAGUUAGUGUUGAUGAACAAAAGGCAUUUGAACUAUAUCAAAAUGCAGCAGAUUUAGGAAAUAUAUUUGGAAUAACUAGUUUAGGAUAUUGUUAUAUAAAAGGAAUUGGUGCCAGUGUUGAUGAGCAAAAGGGAUUUGAACUAUAUAAAAAGGCUUCAAAUUUAGAAAGUGUACAUGGAAUAUAUAAUCUAGGGAAUUGUUACUUUUAUGGAAUUGGAACUAGCGUUAAUGAACAAAAAGCAUUUGAAUUAUUUCAUAAAGCUGCAAAUUUAGAAUAUUCAUUUGGAAUAAAUAAUUUAGCAUAUUGUUAUCGUAAUGGAGUUGGAACUGUUGUCAAUGAGCAAAAGGCAUUUGAACUAUAUCAAAAUGCUGCAAAUUUAGGAAAUUAUAUGGCCCAGUGUAAUCUUGGUAAUAUGUAUGAAUAUGGAGUUGGAAUUAAUAAGGAUGUAAACCAAGCAAUUUAUUGGUAUGAAAAAUCUGCAGAACAAGGAUAUCAAGAAGCUCAAGAUAGUUUAAGUAACUUAAUCAAUUAAAAGUAUUAUUUAGUUAUAUAGUAAUAAGUUUUCAGUGUGCUUUCCAUAUUAUUCUGUAAAUGAAGUUUGUUUAGUCAAAUCAUGGUAGUCAUUAUAUGAAUAAUAUAAUGGAAUAUUAAUUACUUAGUACGUUUAUUUUGUAAUAACCAAACAAAAUGACUAACUUUUUAAUAAUUAUUAAAUUAAAUCAUAUACCUAUUGACAGUAAAUUGUAUAAAUGGAUCUAAGGAUAGUAACUUUAUCUUUGUAUAUUAUUAUCUUAGUAAACAAUAAAGUUUUUAGUUGUAAAAUUAAAAUUAUUCAUUUUUAUAAUGAACUUUUUGACAUGGCAAAACUAAUAUGUUUCACAGAUGAAUAGUCACAUGAACCGGAUUACUAUUUUAAUUGUAAUUGGGAAAAAUAAUUACCGUAUAGCACAGCAUA
Molecule: messenger RNA, 2275 nt
Organism: Rhizophagus irregularis DAOM 181602=DAOM 197198
Lineage: Eukaryota; Fungi; Glomeromycota; Glomeromycetes; Glomerales; Glomeraceae
Biological process (GO): signal transduction; protein phosphorylation
Cellular component (GO): cytoplasm
Molecular function (GO): protein kinase activity; protein binding; ATP binding
Source: RefSeq, a predicted model, not a curated record